Thlaspi arvense is the source of this 1723-nucleotide messenger RNA. The record is from the annotation of a GenBank genome assembly. Lineage: Eukaryota; Viridiplantae; Streptophyta; Magnoliopsida; Brassicales; Brassicaceae.
UAAACACAUACGAAAUCGUAUCAAAAUGUAUAUUCCAGUGUCACUCAUCCUUCUUGUCCCUCUCCUUCUUUUUCUUUUCCGCCACCUCCUUUCACGGCGGUUAAGGCGGCGGAAACCUUACCCUCCCGGUCCCAUAGGCUUACCCAUCAUUGGCAAUAUCCUCAUGAUGAGCCAAUUCAACCACCGUGGCCUGGCCAAGCUCAGCCGCACAUACGGCGGAUUACUUCAUCUCCGCCUCGGAUUUUCCCAUCUUUUCGUAGUUUCUUCUCCUCAAAUGGCACGUCAAGUCCUCCAAGUUCAAGAUCACGUUUUCUCAAACCGUCCCACCACACUCGCAAUCCGUUACUUGACCUACGGGCAAUCCGACCUCGCAUUUAGCAAUUACGGCCCGUUCUGGCGUCGGAUGAGGAAACUCUACGUCAUGAUGCUCUUUAGCCGUAAGAGAGCCGAGUCGUGGGUCUCUGUCGACGAAGAGGUUCACAAAGCGGUCCGUUUUGUAGCGGUCAAUGUCGGAAAGCCACUAAACGUGUGCAAACUCGCAUUCUCCUUAACGAGAGACAUAACCUUUCGAGCAGCGUUCGGCUCCUCGUCGUCCACUUCUGAUGAAGGCCGACUAGACGAGUUCCUCGAGAUCAUACAAGAGUUCUCUAAGCUUUUUGGUGAGUUUAAUGUAGCGGAUUACGUCCCUUCGUGGCUCGGCUGGAUCGACCCGCAAGGGAUAAACGGGCGGGUCGAGAAAGCCCGAAAGUCUCUCGACUGUUUCAUUGAAUCCAUCAUCAACGAUCACUUACACAAGGAGAAGAGAGAACAAAACGUUGACGACGAGACCGAUAUGGUUGACCAGUUACUUGCGUUUUACAAAGAAGAAGUCAAAGUCAAAGACUCGGUGACCAAAAUUAAUCUCGAUAACAUUAAGGGCAUCAUCAUGGAUGUGAUGUUCGGAGGAACCGAGACGGUGGCAUUAGCAAUCGAGUGGGUCCUAACGGAGCUACUCCGGAGCCCCGAGAACAUGAAGCGGGUCCAGGACGAGCUAGCGUCUGUGGUCGGGCUCCAGCGGUGGCGCGUGGAGGACACGCACCUCGAGAAGCUCACUUUCCUAAAAUGUGUAAUCAAAGAGACACUCCGGCUCCACCCGCCGUUCCCUCUCCUCCUCCACGAGACGGUGAAGAACGCGGAGGUCUCCGGUUAUCACAUUCCAAAGGGGUCGCGCGUGAUGGUCAACACCUACGCUCUCGGGCGCGACCCGGAUUCUUGGUCCGACCCGGAAGUUUUCAACCCGGGAAGGUUUUUGGACACGUGUGCUCCGGAUCUGAAGGGAAACAAUUUCGAGUUCAUUCCGUUCGGGUCGGGUCGGAGAUCGUGCCCGGGUAUGCAACUCGGGUUGUACGCGUUUGAGAUUGCGGUGGCUCAUCUUCUGCACUGCUUUGCGUGGACAUUACCGGACGGCGUGAAACCCGGUGACGUCGACACCGUAGAAGGGCCGGGUCUCACCGUUCCUAAGGCGAUUCCUUUGGUGGCGGUGCCGAACACGCGCCUCAUGUGCCCCAUCGUUGUUUCAUCAUCUUAAAGCUUGAAAAGCCUCCAAGUUAAUUAGAAAACAAGAGUUUUCGUUUGAUAAUUGACUUGUAAUAAGAAUUGUUAGAACAGUAAAAUGAAUAAAUAAAUAAAUAAAACGUACCAGUUUAUAUUAAUUAAAAUAUAUAAUAGUAGUUCAGGAAAUUUA